Zingiber officinale is the source of this 1274-nucleotide messenger RNA. Its product is annotated as IST1-like protein. Gene Ontology annotation, biological process: protein transport. The record is from RefSeq and is a predicted model, not a curated record. Bases 239 to 1063 code for a protein of 274 amino acids. The transcript is spliced from 4 exons. Lineage: Eukaryota; Viridiplantae; Streptophyta; Magnoliopsida; Zingiberales; Zingiberaceae.
UUCGAAAGGGGGAAGAGACGGUCGGAAGCGGAACCAUUAAUGAAAAGGAAGCGCACGUGCUUACCACGUGAGAGCGUGGACUUGACCAGACUCACUGGAACCGGUCAGUGCCGCUCGCACGUGGGGAGAUGACCGACACGUGCACGUGGCGUGGCUUUGCGGUUACUGAUGGAGUGCGGAGCCAGCAACCGCGCCACCGGCAAUUCUUCAGAGAGCUGUGUGCGGAGGAGAAGAAGAGAUGGGGAUUAAGAAACUGGAGUUUUUACUGGGAAGACGACGUCUUUCGAAGCUGAAACCCAUCUUGGCCCUCGCCCUAGCACGCCUCUCCGUCCUCCGCAGCCACCACCAGCUCCGGACCGGCCAGGCGCGCGACCAGGUCGCAAACCUCCUCCAACUCGGCCACCUCGACCGCGCCCUCCUACGGGCGGAGCAAGUGAUCAAGGAGCAGAGCACGGUGGAGGCGUUCGAAAUCCUGAGUCACUACUGCCAUCUCCUGACGGAGAGGAUCGGCUUGCUCCAAGAACACAAAGAGUGCCCGGAAGAGCUGCGGGAGGCCACGUCGAGCUUAAUCUUCACCUCGUCGAGGUGCGCGGUGGAGCUGCCGGAGCUCGCCAAGGUCAGCGCCAUCUUCUCCAAUAAAUAUGGGAAGGAGUUCGCGUCCGCCGCCGUCGAGUUAAGGAACCGAUGCCGAGUAAAUCCUGAGUUGAUCCAGAAGCUAUCGACGAGGUCGCCGAGCUUGGAAGUGAAGCAGAGGACGACGAAGGAGAUCGCCGCGGAGAGAGGAAUCGAUUUGGAAUUCGUCGAGGCUUCUGAUCCUGCUGAGGCUUUAGAGGUAAAGUUGUUUGACGAAGGUGCCAUGGAGAAGCAGCCGGAGACGAUGCACGUCAGGCGAGAGGAAGCCAAUUCCGAUGAGAUUUUUAGUGCCGAGUAUGAAGACGUAGUCACUGCAGCAAAGGAUGCUUAUGAGGCUGCGGCCUUUGCGGCGGCGGCUGCAAGGGUUGCCGUCAAGCUCUGCCGGUCUCAAUCUGAAGCAAACGCCUCGUAUCGGCCAGAGGAGAUUUAGCAACACUCAAUUGGCUUCCAGAGUCAUGAACUCAUGAUGGGCGUUUGUUUGUAUUUUAUAAUUGUUAUUUGAGUUGUUGUAAAAAAAACAAAACAAAAAAACAGUAGUUGUUUCAUUUGUAUUAUUUUGAUCUUGUCUCGAACCUGUAAAAACAGAACUGUGGGUGUGAUAUAGUUGGAAUGUUCAUGAUCAAGUAGUUGUUGGACACAAA